CUUAUUAAAAGGAAUAUGGUUCGAUUAUUAUGUAACCAGUUCGAGAACCAAACUGAAUUAAUCCUAACGGUAAUCUUUUCGAGAAGAUGACUUUGGUUUUCUCACUGUAAGCUCUGUAGUUUGAAUUUUCCCUAUGAUAUUAGUUCAAUUUCGACUGUUGUUGCAGCUCGCACUGGUGGCAAGGGCAAACCAUGCUGCUGCUUUACCUUUAGUACCUCAACUGCUUUACUGGAAUUCCAUCCUGCCAAACAAACUGAUGCCGAAAGCUCUCAGUGAACUUGUCCAACCUGGUCUGUGUUUGUAUUUACAACCUCAGACUCAAGAGAGCUCCCUUAUUCCACCGUUUUACUGAUAAGCUAGCUUCUUCAACUGUAAUGUAUAUUUAUGUUGCUAAAUAAUUUGCAGACUUUGUCGGACCAGCCAAUAACUGUCAGUUACAAAAAAGAUGAUGUCGCUGCCACCGACAACCUUUUCUUUGGUUACAACCAAGACGCUGCCACUGCCGCUGCUGACAAACUUUUCUUUGGUCACAAUCAAAACGUUGUCACUGCUGCUGACAACGUUUUCUUUGGUUACAACCAUGAGGCUGCUGUUGGCAAUCAACUCCUCAAAGACCCAACCCAAGUAGUUUUCUUCUUGGAGAAGGAUGUGCAACCUGGAACAACCAUGAAAUAUAGCUUAGCCAGAAAUUCAACUAGGGCAACUUUCCUACACCGCAAAACUGCAGAAUCGAUCCCCUUCUCAUCUACCAAACUGCCAGACAUUCUCAACCAAUUGUCAGUGAAACCAGGGUCUGUGGAAGCCAACAUAAUGACUGAAACCAUUCAAGCUUGUGAAAGACCAAUCCUUGGAGGAGAAGAAAGAUAUUGCACCACCUCUUUGGAGUCGAUGGUUGACUUCACCACCUCCAAGCUGGGAAGAAAUAUUCAAGCAAUCUCGGCAGAGGUCAAAAGGAAGGGAGCAACCAUGCUGCAGAAGUAUACAAUAAAGCCUGGUGUGAAGAAGCUUGCAGGCAAAAGAAUGUGUGUGAUAAGCUGAGCUACCCAUAGGAUGUCUUCUACUGCCAUGCAAUGGGGAAAACAAGGGCUUACAUGGUGCCUCUGGAAGGUGCUGACGGGACGAGCGCUAAAGCAAUAGUGGUCUGCCACGUAGACACAUCUG
Messenger RNA from Prunus mume (Japanese apricot), 1161 nucleotides. The record is from RefSeq and is a predicted model, not a curated record. NCBI's taxonomy places the organism in Eukaryota, Viridiplantae, Streptophyta, Magnoliopsida, Rosales, Rosaceae.